UGGCCUUUAAUCAAGUAGCUCAAUAAUUGAGAAAGGGGGCCCAAAGUGGGUGACUGAGAAACAUUUAAUCGGCUCAAAAUCAUUAGCUAGGUGCCCCACCGUGAAAUAAUGCAAAUCUAAAGCACAUGAAGCAUGUUGUGUUGUUGUCCGUGGUCCAAGUCGGACUUGUGAAUUGAGAAUAUUGUUGCAGGGCAACAUAAUCCAUUUUCCAGGUAUUUGUAAUCAUCUUAAACAAGUCAUUUGGGUUGAGUGUUUUUGGUAACGGAAAGGGACAAACGAUAAGUUAUUCAUAUUUUGUAAUGAAAUGCUAGACUGGUAUUGGAGGAGGUUGUAUAUCCUGGUCCGUAUAUGUUAUUACUGCGUCUUGCUUGGAGCUUAUCUUUUAGUCCCCCACCUCCCAAAAAGAAAAGAUAACUAGCUGGCUUGGAAAUUUUCCUUAGCAGAGUCUUAUCUCCAUCGACGAGCCUGGAAGAAUUGCGUACCCCUUUUGAAAAGAAUUCACCGCUAAACAAAAUGGCCAAAAGAAAUUGUUCUUCAUCUGUGUUCCCUGCUUCAUGUUUUUGGCACUGUUCUGUUUGGCGGUCAUGGUCACUUUAUCUUCUAGCUUUGAUACAGUUCCCAGUUCUCGUUAAUGCAUCAGCUACAACAAGUGGACCUGUAAUUAACGUGACCAAGCACAUCUCCUUCACACAUUUCAGCCUUGAUGAUCCUAGAGUAACAUCAGAUGUGAAGCUUCUAGGGAGUGCGAAGCUUUCGAUGGAAAAAGGUGCCGUCCAAAUUCCAGAUGAAUCAGAUGCCUUUGAUCUGAGACAUCUAGCAGGGAGAGCCAUUUACUCCUCGCCUGUCCGCCUGCUUGAUCCACACACCCGCACCCCGGCAUCCUUUCAAACCACCUUUGCUUUUCAAUUUAGCAAUUCUUCUUACGCAAGCACAGAUAUGCUUAAUCACGGUGGCAGUGGUCUCACAUUUAUCAUAGUCCCUGAUGAGUUCACUGUGGGAAGAUCUGGACCAUGGCUAGGUAUGCUCAAUGAUGCUUGCCAGGAAGAUUACAAAGCCGUUGCUAUUGAAUUUGACACGCGCCAGAAUCCUGAAUUUGGAGACCCAAAUGACAAUCAUAUUGGCAUUAAUCUUGGUAGCAUUGUUUCCACCACAACUAUCGAUGCAUCAGAUUUUGGGGUGUUCCUUAACGAUGGUUCAGUUCAUCGAGCUUGGAUUACAUAUGACGGUCCUCGUAGAUGGAUGGACAUCCACCUCGGAUCAGAUGGCCAUGAUAACCUGUCUAAACCUAUCUUCUCUGGUCCUCUUGAUCUCUCUCCUUAUCUGAAUGAGUACAUGUUUAUUGGAUUCUCAGCAUCGACAGGCAACAAGACCCAGAUUCAUAACGUACUCUCCUGGAUCUUCAGCUCAACUAGCCUAGCUUUUCUUCGCAUCCCUUCGGAGGAAACAUGUGAGAAUAAAAUCAUCCUCCAGAAAUCUGAUGCUACUCAAAUUACCCAAAAGAGAUCUAACAAAGAACCGCAAAGCAGUUUUUUUAUUUUCAUUGCCGUAGCUGUACUAGCUUUGGCUACUAUGAUUGGUUUCUUUUUCUGUAGCCGCAGGGGAAGAAAUGACAAUUCAAAACUUACUGCGCCAGGGAAAACGCAACGGCCCAGCCCUCCCAACAAACCCCGCCGCUUCACGUUUCCUGAAGUUUCAUCAGCAACUCGGGGUUUUAGCGAGGCAGAAAUACUAGGUAGCGACGCCAGAGGUAUUUAUUACAGAGGGAAGCUUUCCAAUGGCUGUCAAGUGGCUAUCAAAAGGCUGUCUGCUCAGUUUCUUAACUCACAGCAAGGCUUGGAUAGACGACGGCUUCUCAAAGAAAUUGGUGCUAUGAGCCGAGUUCGUCACCCAAAUUUGGUCCCCAUCAGGGGAUGGUGUCAUGAUAACCGCGAAAUGAUGAUUGUGUAUGACUUUUAUGCCAAUGGAAGCCUUGAGAAAUGGCUCUUUGGCGUUGGGGUUCUUCCCUGGACACGACGUUUCAAAGUUAUCAACGAUGUUGCAGAAGCAUUAAGCUUCCUGCAUUCCAAGCAACUCGCUCACAAGAACAUGAAAACAAGCAGCGUCUUUCUUGAUGUAAGCUUCCGAGCGGUUCUAGGUGAUUUUGGGAUGGUGCUAUCAGCAACGGAUUCAACUAGGUUUGAAUCAGCAGUUAGCCAGACAGCUGAUGUCUUCGAAUUUGGAAUCUUUGUGUUAGAAGUGGUUUCGGGACGGGGAAGGUUAGAGCCUGAAGUGAACCAAGAGGAAAGGGAUUUGGUAGAUUUUGCUUGGAGGAUGCAUGUGAAGGAUGAAAAGGUAAAGGUAGUGGAUGGGAGGAUGGGCUCACUGGUUAAUUUAGAACAAGCCAUUCGGGUUUUGGACAUUGGGCUACUUUGUACACUAAACGAGUCUAAAGGUAGGCCUACCAUGGAGGAAGUGUUGGGGUUUCUGAGCAUGGACAGACAAAUUCCAGAGCUGCCAGAUACUCGACCCGUUGCGUUGUUCCCUUACAACAGUGCCACGGGUCUUUGCUCUGGAUAUUCUUGCGGCCCAUUCAAGUGAAUCCAUGUGUUUGUGAACUUUUUGAUCAUUGCAUUAAGAAAUUGUUAAGCUUUGUUCAGGUUAUGAAUUUAGAAUGGCUUAGUAGGGUGUUCGUAAAUGUCACUAGCAAUUGAAUUUAAGAGAUAUUCCACAAAGCAGUCACUUCCUGGUUUAUAUAUCAUUUACAUGUAAUAAGGAUAAGUUUUAAACUUACAAAUAAGAUUGGA
This is a messenger RNA of Durio zibethinus, 2783 nucleotides long. Its product is annotated as L-type lectin-domain containing receptor kinase VIII.2-like. The record is from RefSeq and is a predicted model, not a curated record. Gene Ontology annotation, biological process: protein phosphorylation. Gene Ontology annotation, molecular function: protein kinase activity; ATP binding; carbohydrate binding. Lineage: Eukaryota; Viridiplantae; Streptophyta; Magnoliopsida; Malvales; Malvaceae.